UUCAAAUUCACCGUUUCGCCGUUCGGACGUAGUUUGCCCGCUGCGGCUUGAAUUUUGCUGCCAACAAAAACGUUGGACCUUGUCGUGAAAAGUAAAUAAAACGAAGCGACUGAACCAAUCAUUUUGCUGGGGAUCUUGCCACUAUUGUUGCAUUUGGUCAGUCGCUAUUGAGUUCUUCAAAAGUUUUGGUUCUUAAACUCGUCCGGCCAAAAACACGGCGCGCUUGCUCCGCUCAGGUCCGCUCCGAUUCGCACUCGCAUUCGCAUUCGCCCCGCUCCGUUUCGAUCCAUAACGCUCGUCGACGGGCGCCCACUGCAAUUGUCGUUCGAAAGUGUCUCGCUCGGCCGAUCCAGCGGCGAUCCGAUCCGAUUCGAAACAAGUAACCAAAUCAACCAAAUUGAGACCAAAAGCGGUUCGAAAAAUGUAUAAAUAAACAAAGAGAAAACCGGCUCUUGAAUUUGCACAGGGCGACGAUCUCGCACGCAAUAUCGCCAUCGAGAGGCUCGUCCGACUGCAUUCUUGCCAUCACGUGCAGACCGAGCCACGCCCCUUCGCCGCCCCCUAGCCACUUUCAAGGCGAAAUUUGCACUGAGAAAAUAUCUGAGCCAAACCAGUUACAGGCACUUAACUGCAAUUGCAAACAAUUGCAUUCUAUAAAGCAACAGACGUAGAAGGAACGUGAGAAAAUGCUUCAGUUUUGGGAUAGGAACUGGGGCUGGACUCUACUGUUGUUCUCGGCCCUGCUCCUACUCUCGGUGGCAAGUUCGGAGGAAUGCGGUCAGGAGGAGUUCUCCAAGUGCGCCGAACCACUUGAUAUGCUGCGUUUAACGUCGAACUUCACGAUUGGCCCGGCCAAGCGGGAGGAAUUGGAGGAACUUUGUCAUGAGCUGCGCAAGGGAGUGAGGUGCAUCCAGAGCUACACCCGCCGUUGCAUGGAUCUGCAGCAGAGAAAUCAGUUCAACAAGCUCUACCAUGGAACCAACCAGCUCAUCAGGGAUCUGUGCAACAAGGGCAAGUUCCAGGAUGAGUACCUCAAGCACGUUCGUUGCUCCGCAAAGGCAAAAGACGAACUUGAGGUGUGCUCGAAUCGUUACAAGGAGACCAUGGUGUUCCUGAAGCCGAACAAAAAUCAGGAGAACUCUGAGAAUGGAACCCUCAAUGACAACAUUAAAACCAUUUGCUGCUCCAUCAAAGAACUUGUAGAUUGUUCAGAAAAUGCUGCCCGAAAGAUUUGCGGCGAUGAGGCCGCCAAGUUCACGCGCGAACUGGUCGACAAAUAUGCGAACAGCCUGACCAAGAUCUACUGCAUGGACUUCAACCGAAAACCGGGCAGCUGCCGGGACUACGAGGGCAAUGGCUCUAGUCGAUUAUGUCCGUGGAUGGGCAGUUUAAGCCUUCUUCUAGCAGGGACAUUACUCACACUGCUGGUCAGCAGAGGCAACAGAUAGAUGGAAGAACUGCAGCUAAGUGCAAAUAUCUAGAACCAGUCUUACCAAAACGGAAAUAUGCUCCGCAAAAGAGGAGAGAAGAAGCAGAAAUAGUUAAGGUUUCCCCCAUCACACCGAAAGAAUUCCACACGCUGUUGCAUAGUUUUGGCAAUCAGUUUAGGCCACACAAAUCCAUAGAAAAAUCCCUGAGAAAUCGAAGGAGUCAGCUAUAAAGUAAAGUACAUGUUAAGUAUGUUAUGUAUACCAGCAUGCAUAUAUAUAUAUAUAUAUAGUGGGGAUCGCAGAGGAGAGCAGUGUCAAGCAUCGCUAAGAUCGUAUAUAUACGGAUAUGUAUGUUACUAUAUAAAGGAUAUAGGCUAGCUAGUUAGAAUCAGUGUUGAGUGUGGCAGGCAGGUUAGUUGUUGUUGGCCUUACUUUCCAAUCGUCGUCGAUCGUGCAAUACUAGAGUUUCGUUGAGUUUGUUGCAGUUGUCCAGGCUUUAAUUGUAGGCAUAUUUUAGAUAAUACCCUUAAGUUUCACAAAUCGUUGUUAGCUGAGGUUAGAACGCGCCCCUACCCACCAUUGUUUUCGUUUAACACUGGCAAUACCAACAAAAAAUACUGAGCUGGAAGUAAGUAAGUGUCCCCAAAGGAUAAGGAAGUGCUGAAUCCGAAUUUGGCCAUAUCAGCCCAUCAACGUCUAUUAGGAACACAUACCCCCGCAUCCCAGUAUAUUUGCAUAUGUCAAUUUUUGUUACCCAGUGCAAUCAGACACGCACACACACCUCUAAGCGCACAAGAAAUAGUCCCUCGUGGACUUGCUCACAUAUCGGCAAUAACUUUACACAUACUAAAAGUGCAUUUCUAUGAAUGAGGAUUUUAUAAAUUAUUAUAAACUUAUUUAGUGGAUAGCGUAUAUUUAUUUAAAACACUGUAAAUACCUUUAAAAAUAUUCAAAUUCGGAAAUAUGCAUACAAAAAAAUAUUAGUUUUACUUAAAACACACACACACACACAAACCUACUUACAAAAACUGUGAAUAUAUAUUAUGAUUAAAGAGUAACAUUUAUUUUAAGUAAAACACACAUGCAUAUGCAAGGAAAAACAAUAAAAAACGAGAAAAUAAAUUAAAGCAAAAAAA
Molecule: messenger RNA, 2566 nt
Organism: Drosophila elegans
Lineage: Eukaryota; Metazoa; Arthropoda; Insecta; Diptera; Drosophilidae
Exons: 6
Coding region: 687-1448 (253 amino acids)
Source: RefSeq, a predicted model, not a curated record